CCAUAAACCACGACUUGACAUGGCUGAGGCUUUCUACAAUGUCUCUGCUGCUCUGAAGGACAACUGGCCCGAGUACCUCGCCAAUGCUCAAAUUCCAAGUUCCCGCUGCAUUCUCCUCGCCUUGAUUAACAUUCCCGUCCUCGCCGUCGUUCUCAAUGUUCUUCGACAGUUUCUCCCUCAGGAUACUUCCAAGCCUCCCGUUGUUUUCCAUUGGCUUCCAUACAUAGGCUCUGCCAUUUACUACGGCAAUGACCCCCUAAAUUUCUUUUUCUCCUGUAGAGAGAAAUACGGCAAUGUGUUCACCUUCAUACUCUUCGGCCGGCGUGUCACCGUAGCCCUUGGGGCCCAGGGAAACGAUUUCGUCCUUGGUGGUAAAUCGAUCGUCUUCAACGCGGAGGAUGCCUAUGGAGCAUUGACGAUUCCUAUCUUUGGGGAUGAUGUUGUUUACGCUAUUCCUAACGAUCAGUUCAUGGAGCAGAAGAAAUUUGUCAAAGUCGGUCUUUCAACUGACAACCUACGCGCUUAUGUCGGCAUGAUUGAAGACGAAGUUGAAGACUUUAUCAAUAACGACACAUCUUUCAGGGUGUACCAAGCGAAUGACAUUGAAGAAUGGGGUUUCUUCGAUGUCUCGAAGGUGAUGGCUGAAAUUACCAUCCUCACUGCUUCACGGACAUUGCAAGGAAAACAUGUCAGAGGCAGCCUGAACAAAACAUUUUCCCAGCUGUUCAACGAUCUCGAUGGAGGAUUCACUCCUGUCAACUUCCUUUUCCCCAAUUUGCCUAUGGAGAACUCCAGAAGGCGAGACCAUGCUCAUAAAAAGAUGAGUGACUUCUACGUAAACAUUAUCGAGGAACGUCGGAAGUCUGGCAAUCUUGAUGAAUCGGAUAUGAUAAGCGCGCUCCUCAAACAGAAAUACCGCAACGGAAAACCGGUUUCCGAUAGUGAGGUUGCUCACAUGCUCAUUGCUCUCCUCAUGGCGGGCCAACACACGAGUCAGGCCACUGGCGCUUGGGCGAUCCUUCACUUGGCAGACCAACCUGAAUUUGCUGAAAAGCUCUACAAGGAGCAGGUCAAACACUUCGGUACUCCAGAUGGUUCGAUCCGAUCUAUGACUUUUGAAGAACUGCGACAACUCCCUCUCCUGGAUGCAUUGAUUAGAGAAACUCUUCGUCUCCACCCGCCGAUUCACAGUAUCAUGCGCAACGUUCGUGAUGAUGUCCCGGUUCCUCCCACGUUGUCUGCUCCUUCUAAAGAUGGUGUGUAUGUUGUUCCCAAGGGCCACUGGGUUUUGGCAUCACCCGCUGUCAGCCAAACGGAUCCGCUGAUUUGGAAAGAUGCGAUGACUUUUGAUCCCUACCGGUGGGCCGAUCCUGAGGGCGCAGCAGCGCAAGCCCUCAAGACAUAUGUUGAUGAGAACGGCGAAAAAUACGAUUAUGGCUUUGGUGCUGUAAGUAAGGGAACCCAGAGUCCUUAUCAACCAUUUGGCGCCGGCCGUCAUCGGUGCAUUGGGGAACAAUUCGCUUAUCUUCAACUGGGAACUAUCUUGUCCACAUUGAUUCGCGAGCUGGAGUUCCGUCUACCUGGUCCUGUCCCUGACAACAACUAUCACACUAUGAUUCCUAUGCCUAAGGAGCCUAGAAGUGUCCAUUACAGACGGAGAAAUUUUGCCAGCAGAGCUUAAUGCAGAGGUUACUUUACAUGUUACUUCACGAUAAAAUUAUUCAUCUAUACUCUAACGACCACGUCGUGUGAGAUUCAAAUCAACACUGAGUCUUGACUGGCUAAUCCUCAUUCUCUUCGUCCUCUUCAUCGCUGUCAAUGCCAAUUACACCGCCAUUUCCUCUGUCUUCGCGCUCUCUCAGUAGUUUGCCUGCUUCCUUUAGCUUC
Molecule: messenger RNA, 1887 nt
Organism: Guyanagaster necrorhizus
Lineage: Eukaryota; Fungi; Basidiomycota; Agaricomycetes; Agaricales; Physalacriaceae
Product: cytochrome P450
Exons: 8
Coding region: 20-1681 (553 amino acids)
Molecular function (GO): iron ion binding; heme binding; oxidoreductase activity, acting on paired donors, with incorporation or reduction of molecular oxygen
Source: RefSeq, a predicted model, not a curated record